Messenger RNA from Setaria italica (foxtail millet), 2733 nucleotides. Its product is annotated as recQ-mediated genome instability protein 1. Gene Ontology annotation, biological process: resolution of meiotic recombination intermediates; double-strand break repair via homologous recombination. NCBI's taxonomy places the organism in Eukaryota, Viridiplantae, Streptophyta, Magnoliopsida, Poales, Poaceae. Bases 74 to 2404 code for a protein of 776 amino acids. Gene Ontology annotation, molecular function: nucleotide binding. The record is from RefSeq and is a predicted model, not a curated record. Gene Ontology annotation, cellular component: RecQ family helicase-topoisomerase III complex; nuclear body. The transcript is spliced from 8 exons.
CCCCCCAAAAACUCUUCCCCAAUUCUAUUCCCCGAUCAAACCGCCGCCAAAAAGCGAAUUUCCUUCAGGAAAGAUGAGGCGCCGGAACCUAAUCGUCGAUUCCGACGAGGACGAGGACGAGGACGACGGCAUGGGCACGGUCACCCCCGCAUCCGCCUCCGCCUCCGCCGCCGCCUCGGCCUCGGCCUCCGUCGCCAGCGGCGGCGGCAGCGGAAGCGUCGGCCGGCCCUCGCCCCAAAACCCUCGCCCCCUCCCGGUCCCCUUCCCCUCCCUCUCGCAGUCCUUCGACCCCGUCGUGAUCUCCGACGACGACGACGAGGAGGAGGUCGACGAGAUCGUGGACUCCGACGGGGAUUCCCCCAUUGUCGAUGCCCCCGAGGUCGCCUCCCCGCCGUUUCCUCCCGCUCCUACUUCCGCUCCCCCUCCUACCACUACCCCAUUUCGGACCCCAAACCCAACUCCACCUCCGGCCCGGACCCCAACCCCGACUCCGCCUCCUCCCGCGCCGGCUCCCCCUCCUACCACUACCCCGUUCCGGACCCCAACUCCGACUCUACCUCCGGCCCGGACCCCAACCCCGACUCCGCUUUCAGCAGCGCCUCCGCACCCGACCCCGCCGCCGUCGGCGCUGAGCGGGCGGCUGCGUCCGGUGUACGAGCUCCUGCGGGGGCUCGGGCUGCGGCUGCGGCCGGAGUGGCUCGAGUCCUGCGCCGCGGGCAUUCCCGGGUUCGACGGCCUCGGAGGCGCGGAGGCGCAGGCCAGGCGGUGCUUCGAGCAGUUCCUCUUCGCCGACAUGAACGCCUGCGGGGCUGGCGUGCUCCCGGAGGGCGUUGGGGGCAUGCACGCCGCCGUCCUCGAUGGCCCCUUCGUGCUUCAGGUUGAUGAAAUUGUCAACAUGUCAGCUCCUUUAAAGGAAAGAUAUCAUGAUGCGCAUGCGGGACCAAAACGAUGCUUAAAACUGUCAAUGACAGAUGGCAUGCAACGCAUAUUUGGAAUGGAGUACAGGCCUAUCAAAGAUCUGGCAGUUCUAGCUCCUGCUGGACUAAAGAUUGUUAUAAGGAAUGUGCACAUAAGGAGGGGUCUUCUUAUGCUAGUUCCUGAGGUUAUUGAGAUUCUUGGGGCCGUAGUUGAUGAAUUGGAAGCAGCGCGUGGUAGACUUGUUUCUGAAGUAAACAAACCACCUCGUGGCAAAAGGAAACAAGGUGGGUUGCCUUUGUCUUCAAGAGCCACCCUAGCUGCCUGGCCAUGUAGUACAAAUGUUACGGAUGGUGGUGAGCAAGGGAUCUCAAUGCCUAGAGCAGUUAAUUCCUCUCGUCCAACAGGAUUAGGUACUAUAUGGCCAUGUAGUACCAAUGUUACGAAUGGUGGUGAGCAAGGGAUCUCAAUUCCACGAGCAGUUAAUUCCUCUCAUCCAACAGGAUUAGGUAACACUUUCCAGGGUAGAAGUACAGAAACUUUGGUUGAAGAGCAUGUUAGCCCUCCUGUAGUAGUAAACACUGUCCAAGAGCAAAUUCAGUAUGUCCAAGAAAUCAACAUGGAGGACCCAUCUACUUUUCAUACCAUGAAAAAUACAGAAACGUCUGCACAUACUACCCAUGAAUAUGAUCACACUCAUAUCAUUGAAAGAAGUACACAGACCGUCGUAGAACAAUGUGUUGACCCUCCUAUUAGAGCAAACAAUGCCCAUGAACAAAUACAGCAUGUCCCAGAAAUCACCAAGCAGGAACAGUCUACUGCUUUUGGUACGACGGAAGGAACAUUGUCUGUAUCUACCCCUUUUGGGUGUGAUUCCCAACGUGGGUCACAUGUUAUUGAAGGCACUACUGCUAAUGAUGUGGAGGCUGCACGAUCUCCAAAUGUUGACAGGAUAAAUCAGAUGGAACAUUCUUUUAUUCUAAAUGGUGAAAAUGAAAAACCAUAUACAUACAUUUGCAGCAUGUUUUCUGACUGGGGUACACAACAGGAUACAAAAGCCUACAUUCAAGGAAAGAUCAAGGGUCUGAUCACUUCUGUUAAACGUUUCCAAUAUAGACGACGCACGACAUAUGAGCUUUAUGUAUAUAUAGAUGAUGGGAGUUUUAUUUCUGAGGCCUUUGUUGACCAUAAUAUUGUGGAAAACAUGCUUGGUCUUUCUCCUGGAGAGGUCACUGCAGCUCUUGCUGGUGAAUUCGAGUUUGCAUCAGCCAGUGAAGUAAAAGAAACUCUGAGAGGAUUUCAGAGUUUUUUGAUAAAUUUUGAGGGUAUGAUGCUUAUCGAGUUCAACAAAGACUCCUCUAUUCCUAUCAUACGUGAGUUGGACGAAGGCUGUUCAAGUUCUAAUGCAUGGCUUCUGCUGCGAAGGCUGAAAAUGUUUUCUUCUCAAAGACGCAUACGAAGUCUGGAUGCUAUGGAUACCACUCCAUGAUUAUUUGCAUCCUUUUAUGACUGCUGAUGGAUACACAAAUAUUGCUGUGGUUUCGAUAAGCCAGGCCAUUGGCCAAGUGCAUCUGUGAAGUAUUAGUACUUAGCUUCAGGCUUCCACCACCCAUUGGCUUCUUGUAUAUCUUAGCCUAAUUAUCUUUUGUGUGUUGGUGCUCAUGCUUUAUUCUGAACAUUUUAAUCCACCCUGAUGGCUGAUUCACAUCACUUGAUAUCCUAUAGUACUGUGAAAUUUCUUUGAUAGUUUAGCAAUAGAAAGUUUAUGAAUUUGAAGCAACUCAGGGAUCCAGAAAUGGUGCUAGUCCUAAGCUACAA